Messenger RNA from Phanerochaete carnosa HHB-10118-sp, 450 nucleotides. RefSeq lists its product as uncharacterized. Gene Ontology annotation, cellular component: exon-exon junction complex; nucleus. The transcript has 7 exons. Bases 1 to 450 code for a protein of 149 amino acids. Gene Ontology annotation, biological process: RNA splicing. Lineage: Eukaryota; Fungi; Basidiomycota; Agaricomycetes; Polyporales; Phanerochaetaceae. The record is from RefSeq and is a predicted model, not a curated record.
AUGUCCGGCUACGAAAACGAUCCGUUCUACCUGAGAUACUACACAGGGCACUCUGGCAAGCACGGUCACGAGUUCCUCGAGUUCGAGUACUCGCAUGGCCGACUGCGGUAUGCGAAUAACUCGAACUACAGGAAUGAUAGUCUCAUCAGGAAAGAGAUGUGGGUGGGCCCGCUGGUUGUAAAGGAACUGAAGAGGAUCGUCGAAGGCAGCGAGAUCACCAAGGAAGACGACACUAAUUGGCCAAAGAAGAACAUCGUGGGCAAGCAGGAGCUGGAGAUUCGUGUUGGUAACGAUCACAUCUCCUUCGAGACCGCGAAGAUCGGCUCGCUCGUCGACAUCCAGGACUCAGAGGAUCCUGAAGGCUUGCGCGUAUUCUACUACCUCGUGCAAGACCUGAAGACUUUGAUCUUCUCGCUUAUUUCUCUCCAUUUCAAGAUCAAGCCCAUAUGA